Molecule: messenger RNA, 2529 nt
Organism: Closterium sp. NIES-67
Lineage: Eukaryota; Viridiplantae; Streptophyta; Zygnematophyceae; Desmidiales; Closteriaceae
Source: the annotation of a GenBank genome assembly
GCCCUGAAGUCUCAAAAGCUCAACCCUAGCACACGCCGCGUCCGCAAGCUCAGAGAGGAGCGUUCUGUUGGUGCCCCGUUUCCGCGUGUUAACGGAGCGCCGCGUGGGACUCCCAUGCUUGGGGCGACAAAGCGCACGUCACGUCAACUCAUCUCCGCGUCAACUCCCCCCUCCUCCUCCCCCCCCUCUCCCUGGAAAUAAGGAAACCCUAGUCCGCACCGCAUAUUACCCCUACUGGAAAACUGUCUUCCCACGCUUCUCAUCAUCUCCCGGUCUCGCAUUCGUUUAGCGAUUAUUCCCACGUUUCUGCUAGGCGACAUCAUCAUCAGCUGGUAUCUCGAACGUAGCUAUCAGCGUGCCUCGCGCCGUACAUCUUCUAGAGCUACUAGUUCUGCAUCGGUGCGUGUAGAAUCGUCAUACCCAUCCCUUUUGCCCCUCAACCUGCGGCUCUUUCGAGCUUGAUUGAGAUCGGAUAUUAUUCUCAGUCGCCAUCAUGGCGCUGCCACUGGAAACGCCUACGAUUCGCCUACCCGUCUACAAAUCCCUCGCCGAUUGCGCCGCUGCCGCGGGAGCCGGCGCGCCGGGGUCCCCCGGAAGGUCCGCCAAGCCUGCGCGCGGAAGCCCUGGACAGUCGAGAUUCACGCCGCGAUUCGUGGUGGGGAAGGUGCUCGGCGAGGGGAGCUACGGCGUGGUCGAGCUGUGCCACGAACGGUACACGAUCACGCCACGUGGCACCAAGAUCUACGCGUGCCCGGCGGAAAACGCGGAGGACGCCGCGACGCGUGCCAAUCCGUCUCAAACCGCGGCCGAUGAUUGCUUGCCUAGCGUCACGCAAGGAAGGUGUUUCGGAACCUUCGCGUGUAAAACGGUGCACAAAACGACGUGUGACAGUAACGAGCUGCAUGACCCGCGAGUCGCUGCGAUGUGGCGGGAGAUUAAGGUUAUGAAACACCUGGGUAAACACCCUAACAUCGUGGAAAUGAAGGGGGUAUACAACAACAACGAGCGGCUGCGACUGGUGAUGGAGCUGUGCGACGGCGGCGACCUACUGUCGCUGCUGAAGGAGAAGAAAUACAGCGUCGCACAGGUGCGUCGCCAGCAGCAGCAGGGGCGUAGCCAGCAGCAGCAGCUGAGUCGCCAGCUGCAGCAGCAGCGUGAGCAGCAGCAGCAUCGAUCCGUAUGGGGUCAGCUUUCUCAUCUCGGUACCCACAAGCAUCACCAUCACCAUCUCUUUCACCAUCCUGACACUGCGGCUCCUAUCAGCAGCAGCAACAGCAGCGGAAUCAGUGUCAGCAGCAUCAGCGUCGGUAAUCUCCAUGCGCGCGUGGAUCACGAUGGACUCCCUGAGCCACUUGCAGCUGACAUCUUUCGGCAGCUAGUGACUGCCGUGGCGCACUGCCACUCACACGGCGUCAUCCAUCGCGACAUCAAGCUGGAAAACAUCCUGCUGACGUCAGUGGCGCCACAUCAGCUGCAGGUUACCAGAUCUGGUGACUGUUCGCCUGCACGAGGCACAGAACGGUAUUCUGCCGCUGACAGUGGCAGUGCCACAUGUCCUUCCACAGUGAAGCUUGCCGAUUUCGGGCUGGCGAAAAUUCUCAAGCCACCCGAGAAUCAGGCCAUUGGGGACACUGGCAGUAGGCUGUACAAGGCACCGGAGGUCUUUGAGCGGCGGUGGUAUACCACCCAGGCAGACAUGUGGAGCCUUGGAAUCGUCUUGUACGCGCUUCUGUCAGCCCGGUUCCCUGAAACAGACUCUAAAACCGGCAUGGUGGUUACCACUGCUCCUGAAGCCCUGUUCAGGAGCAGGCUAUGGGGAACGGUGUCAGCAGCUGCUAAGGAUUUGGUUCUCCAGCUUCUCUCGUACGACCCUGUGGUGCGGCCCACAUGUGAGGGGGUGCUGAGGCACUCGUGGGUUCAGCAGGGCAAAGGUGAACAGGCACAGAGAUUUGCGCACGGGGGAAUCCAGACUGGAAGGGGAGCUAGCCAAAGCGCGGUGCUGUCGUCGUCACUUGCUGGCCGUCCCGUCACCCCACCUGUGCCACAGCCGAGGGUGUGCCCCAUGAUUCCGCCUCCGCCUGUGGGCCCGGCUGAAAGUCGAUCUAGGUCGAUCUGGAAUUCAGGAAUUACCCCUUCAGGAGCGCAAGCAGCUGGGGUGACAGACCGGGACUACGAGCAAUGCACGCCCAGCGUCCUUGGCCCAUGGUUGCAACAGCCUGCACACAACCCUCCGUCGUGCUCCACAUUUAAUUCUUUCCUGCCACCAUCAGUAAAUAAUAGGUGUAGAGCUGGUAAGAAGAGCGGGUCUCGCCUCAAGCCGAUGUACUCACCACUGCUUUUGCCGUUCAGGCUGAUAUCGUUUGGGAGCAAAGGCAACCGAUAAAGGUGUGUGAAUGAUAGGAUCAACUAGUGAUACCGUACCAGCUAGUCAUGUGCAUGCGUUCAUCCAUACUGUAGCUAUCAAGAUCCCCAUAUUCAUAUUGCAUGAUGCGGGUAAAGAGAUGUUAGACUGUCAUGUACAGCUGCACG